Molecule: messenger RNA, 922 nt
Organism: Pelmatolapia mariae (spotted tilapia)
Lineage: Eukaryota; Metazoa; Chordata; Actinopteri; Cichliformes; Cichlidae
Product: lymphocyte antigen 75-like
Exons: 9
Coding region: 1-900 (299 amino acids)
Molecular function (GO): signaling receptor activity; carbohydrate binding
Source: RefSeq, a predicted model, not a curated record
AUGAAGAAUAAAUCAACCAAUCAGGGGAGAUUUGAUAUAAAAUCCACUGUGGUGGUGUACAGAGAGAGGGGAGUGAUCACUGUGCAGUCAGCUGUGUACAGAUGUGCAGAUACACAAACCUGCUCUCAGACUGGCACUCAGGACAUCAAGAACAGCUGUGAUGGGAGAAAAGUGUGUGACAUAAAUAUGAACAUCAUCAGUACUUCUGAUCCCAGCGUCUGCACGUACCUGGACACCACCUUCAACUGCGUCCCAGAGAGUGAAGGACAGAUUAUAGUCGUCUACUGGGCUAAUUUUGGUCGUCGUGACAACACCACGUGCCCUGAUGGACGUCCUGACUCUCAGCUCCAAAAUGUUCACUGUUCAAGUCCCAAUAGUACAGAAUAUGUAACUAACAGGUGUAACUGGCAGAACAGCUGUACUGUUGGAGCAUCAAACACAGUGUUUGGAGACCCCUGUGGUGGCACCUACAAGUACCUGGAGGUGGUUUAUGACUGUCAGGCUCCUUCCUGCCCUCCUGGUUGGACUUGGUUUGGAGGUCGCUGUUUCAUCUUUGACAGCAGCAAGAAGAUCUGGACUGAUGCUGAGAGUUCCUGUGAGACACUCAGUGGACAUCUGGCCUCAUUCCACAGCACAGCUGAGUACACCUUCAUCAGAGAGCUCACUCACACAGCAGCAGGGCCAAAUAAACGAACUUGGGUUGGAGGCAGAGAGAAUGUAAGUGAAACUGUGUGGAUGUGGAGUGAUGGUUCCCAGUUUGACUUCAUAAUCUGGGGCAGUGAACAACCUGACAACUCUGGAGGAGAAGAAGAUUGUAUGGAGAUAAACCAUGAAGGAGGAGAUCCCAAUGAUGCACCGUGUGACGACAACAAAGCUUUUGUUUGUGUCAGAGAUCCAUAACUGCUCCUUGGUGUCCUGACAA